AUGUUACGGAACCUCGGCGGUCUUGUGGAGGACAAGGUCCUGACCAUCCUGAACAAAGUACGGGAGGAGUGCAAGACGCACAAGGAGGACAUCAAGCAAGAUUUAGAUGACCUCGCCACUGGCUACAUCUCGUACAAUAGCGCGGGUCGUCGCGAACAUGACCUGCGGCUGGGGCUCAUCGUCGAGUCCUGUGGAUCCCGGCCGGCUCUGGAAGGGCAGACAUGUUGGCGAAGAAGUUUCUCGUUGCCACGGAAAACCUUCACCAAGCGUCUGCUGCAGGAGCUCGCCAAACGCAACCCCACCGCGGCGGCCUACCUGAUGAUGUCCAUGCCAGAGGUGUACGGGCCACAUUCCGAUGAGUUCCCCCCGCUGUUCGCCACUACCAACUAUCAAGUGGUCGUUCACUCCGACCCGUCGGACGACGGCGUAGCCGGCGAGCUGAACCCGCACACAGGCCGCGCCACAUGGAAGCUGACCCCCAAGGAGGAGCUUCCGGAGGAGCUUCCGGAGGAGCCUCAAGCCCGCAAGCCAUGCACGCAAUGGGUGGCAGGCUACGCCGCCGCUCCGCCAACCGUCGUCGGCGAGUGGAUAUUUGCGCUGCCAGAGCAAGGCUUCUACUUGGUGCUGCAACACGGGGAUCUCACGGGAGGGCCAUAUCCAGAAGGCCUACGCAUCCACACACGGGCCCUUGCCGCGUCCUUCAGACAAAAGAAAUGGGCUGAAUACGUCAGUGCUCGACUGCUGGAUGGAGAUACUGAAAAAGAGGCGACGGAUGCGGCUAAAAGGGCGGGGAUCCGAUUGACAGGUUCCGAGGAGGACGCAUCCGAGACGGUAACAUGGCUUAGCCAGAGUGUGCGGCUGCAGACCAUCCGCCGGGCCGAGUCACUCACUAGGCAAGUGUGGCCCCGCGAAGUUGUGAUCGGCACAAAACAGUGCCCUGGGAAGCGCGAAGCUACCAUGCGUAGGAUUACGGCUGAACGCCUCUAA
This is a messenger RNA of Fimicolochytrium jonesii, 987 nucleotides long. RefSeq lists its product as uncharacterized. Bases 1 to 987 code for a protein of 328 amino acids. Lineage: Eukaryota; Fungi; Chytridiomycota; Chytridiomycetes; Spizellomycetales; Powellomycetaceae. The transcript is spliced from 3 exons. The record is from RefSeq and is a predicted model, not a curated record.